CAUCGGCAGCGCAUCGAACGCGCAGCGGCAGCCCGGAGCCUCGGAAGCGGUCCAUCGAUCGCUGCGCGGCGGCCGAGGCGGCAGCGGCCGCGGUGGAGGCUGCCUCUCGAGGCUGCCCCACAGCGCACAACCAUGGGCUCCAAUGACGAGCACAAGCACCACAAACAUAAACAUAAACAUAAACAUAAACACAAGCACAAGCACAAGAAGGACAAGGAACCCAAAGCCGACAAGGAGCCGGAAGCGCCCACUCAAAGCGAGGACCCCCUCGCCGCGCUCGACGGCGGCAUGCUCGACGCGCUCGGCGCGAACCUCAUCCAGAAGAACGAGGACCAGAAGGAUCCCGAUGAAGAGAAGAGGAAGGAGGAGGAACGCAUCAAGAAUAAAAAUUUGGACAAGUUUGCCAUAACCAAUUUAACCAAUAAACUGAGCAAGAACCUGGCCACGAAAUUCAAGUUGGCGCAUAAAAAUGUGGACGAAGACGGGAAGAGAGUCGACUUGUUGGUCGUAGACCAGGUCACGUCCACUUCUUGCAGAUUAAGGUGGACGCGGCCGAAGACAACAUAUAAGCUCCAUGGCGCGCGCAUCAUGAUGCGCGAGAAGGAGGUCAAGCCGGGCGUCGAGGGCAUCUUCCGAGCCGUCGUGGACCACACGCACGAUGCGGAAGGUCGAGUACGCACGGUGGUCGGUCUGAGGCCGGACACGGAGUACCAGUUCCAGGUCGCGUCGAUCCACGAUCUCCCGCAGAAGAUCCCGAAGGACUACCCGCGCGACGGCCCGGAGUUGCCGCCGCGACCGAUGAUCGUCGACGGGACGAAGUGCACGUCGUCCAUCAUCCGGACGGCUCGCGCCAAUUACAUAAAAGCCUUCUUCUUCGAGGACCCGGAGGACGCGCGGCGGGCCUGGAGCGUGUUCUUUGGCAUCUAUGACGAUAAGAACAGCACUGGAAGGGAUUUGAACGCGGUUGGUAGUGGUGAUCAGUUCGUACUCGCGCAACAACUCACGAUAGGCCAGACGGACCCCUGGGAGCUCUGGGAGGAGGGCGCGGUCGAGGGCGACAAGCCGCGGCCGCCGUGCAUGACGGGGCGCCAGUGCAUGCAGUUGCAUCUUCCUGGCGGGUUGCACGGCGGGUGCUUCGCCGAGAUCGAGGCGCGCGAAUCGCGAAGGUAUCGGGCGGAGCUGUACGUCUACCACGACAUGGAGGGCGGCAAGAACGUGGAAGAUUUACCUGGGCGAUGCGGUUGUCGCCUCAUCAGUUUCGAUGGGAGGGAUCAGUACCGAACGUCGAAGCGAGCGCGCUCGAACAAAGAAUGGGAGCGAUUGGCGGUGGAGUUCAUCGGCACGCCCGGCGACAAAGCGAUCAUCGCCGUGCAAGGCGACAAGAGUUUUGGAGGCGUCGUGUUGAUAGACGCGUGUCGGAUCUUUUUGUUGGGAAGAGACGAGAUCGGCGACACGUGUGCGGAGCUCGAAGCGGCGGUGGAAGAACCUCGAAUCAACAAGAACGGCGUGCUGCGGGUUAGUAUUGUGGAGCUCGUCAACAUCCCGCGCUUGGCGGGAGAACCGCCGCCCGCGCGGACCAGUGUCUCAUUUCUCGGCGAUGCCGCUGCCGUGCUGGCUCCAUCGAGCGGUAUUGAGCAGGCGUCGCGGCGAUGGCGUGGAGGUCGACGCGACGCCAGAACAGCCACGUUCUCACUGAUCGAUCCGCGCCCAGGUCCUACCGGAAGAGGUCUACCUCGACCCCGACGAGGAGGACGACCUCAUGGCCGACGACGUCCGCGACGAGGACUACUACGCGGCCCGCGCCGUGCCUAGAGACCCGAAGAAAAAGAAAAAAAAGAAAAAGGACAAAAAGGAGCGCCCGACCAAACCGAGGCUGGUCCUCCACUGGGGCCGGGAGAAACUCGUGGAAACGGACGUGUUCAUCAGCCAUGCGGACCUCUACGCCAAGGCCCUGACGAAAGGUACGGCAGGCUUAACACCACAGGCUCUUACAGUAGAUCAAGCCCGACCGAAGCUCAAGGAGAACGACCAGACCUUCCACACUUUGAGUUUGAGAAAGGAGAAGAAGGUCGGCAUGUUCAAGAAGGAGGUCCAGCUCGUUGAUAAGGUCCUCGAGAUCGAGCUCCAAGAUACCGCUACCAGAGAUGUCGCCGCGAAGGCUAAAAGACGAAAGGUCGACAUCGGGCCCCAGGAACCGCGAGGUCGCAUCGCGCGCUUAGCCGAAGAAGAGCGUUUGAGAGCCCUGCAGGCGCGGCGACCGACGCUACUGCAGCGGUUGACCGGUAGUACCGAAAAGGAAGGUCCCAGCCUAGAAACGCUCAAAGUCAUCGACCCCGAGCAGUACGAACGCGUGAAGGCGGAACAGGACUUUCACGCGCGCAUGGAGCAGGACGCGCAAGACUUGGAAGAGAGGUUAGAACGCGAAACUUUGAAUUGGUGGAAGAAGGAGAAACAGUUAGUGGACUUGCGGGCGCAAGCGGUAAGUGGCGUGAAGCCCCAAACGAAAGACGAGAAGUACGGCGAGAACAUGGAGCGGCAGAAGUCGCGCGCGUCUCGCGGGUCCAAGGACGAGAAGCCUACUCAAGAAAUUGUGGAGAAGCCCGAGGAGGACGAGCUCGACGCGUCGCAGGUGCAGGAAUUGGCCCAAUUGGUCAAGGAUUCCGAUGAAGAAGAUGAGGAGUCUGUGGACCCCCUCGACGACUUCGGGGGCGCGCCGCUCGGUCGACUGCGCCUGACGACGGAAGAUUUGUUGAGAUGUAGUCCGUAUCGGACCUGGUACCGUUUAGAAGAUGAAACUGGAUUAACUCAAAUGUGCAUCGGACUUAUGAUAAGGUACUGGGACCCCUACGCGAGAGUACCGAAGUAUACCUGUAUCCAAGAAGAGUACGCGCCCAAGGAAUCGGUGAGUGAGAAACAGAAGGAGCGAGAGAUGCUCGGGAACACGUCGUUUGAUGAUGAGGCGGCUCUGCGCAAGGCCAAUGAAGUGAAAAGUAGUGUCGGUGCGGUCAUGGCGAAGAUGGCGACGCGGCCCUUACCGCCGAAACAGCGCGUCAAUCAGUUAGGCAAGUUGUUGUACAUGCUCGGGUGUUCGAGCAACGCUACCGUGACGAGAGCUGGCUUCUCCUGGCCGGACCUGAAAGAUAUCGAGGCUGCCGAGAAAGCUAGGAUCGCACGGGAGAAAAUUCGAAGGGAGUCCGAGGAUUAUGUGUCUUCCGAGGAAGAGCAAGAAGAGUCGGACGAUGAUGUGGAUGAGGAGGCGAAGGCCGCGGAGGCGGCUCGGUUGUUGCGGGAGGCCGAAGCUCGAGCGGCCAAGGAACGGGCGCAAAAGGCCGAUCGCACGGACCCCAUCGAAGCGCAAAUUCGCAUUGAGACCAUUGAGUUAAUUAAGAGGAAAGCGGAGAUGGUGCGCAUGGGCGUUUUGGAAGAAUGCGUGGCGUCGUUGGCGUAUACUCGUACUCGCGCGACGGCGGCGGCUCUGAUUUGUGCCGUCGUCACCUUGCCUAGAGACGUCGUCGCUCGUUCGGCAGACAUGCAAAAAGUCGUGGCCAAAUUGCAAAAGGCCGUCAGGAGCAUGGGCGUGCUCGACUUUUGUGAAGAAGCCACCGAUAGCUAUACGAUGCGCGUGCAGGGUGCUGGUGGAUCUGGGAAGGACUGCGACGAGGACGCGGCGCAAGAUCCCAGUCGUGCGACGCAGCCUCUGGGUAAUGUGGCGCGCGCGGUGGUGCACGCGAUGUCGUCGACCGGUCGCGUCGCGCCGCAGCCUUGUCCUGAUAUCGUGCUGGCGGGUUGCUUGGUGGCCGUGGUCUUCGGCGGGGCGAAGCGAGCUCUGCUCCAGGCUUUUUCCGAAAGGCCCAAUCUCUUCCCUUGUUUAGCCUACGCGGUCAAGGAAGGUAUACCGAUAGCGAAGCGCUGUCUGCGCGACUUAAAUCUGCACCACCACUUCCCGAAGCAGGUCGUCGACGUGUAUUUGAGGUAUAGGCCGCUGGUACCGCUCAUCUCGAAGCCUGGUGAUGAUGUAUUAGCUAUUCCACCCCGACGGGAGUACUGGCGCUGCCCGUCGCUCGAAGAACUAGAUGAGGACGAACGGGACAACCGCAUGAAGAAGGAGUGUAGAUGGGCGCGGCGGCGAGCUCGGGCCGCCGAGAAACAUAGGUCAAUUGUGGGCGCAUACCCUCGAAGAGUUAGAGUUGCCAAGCUCAACCGCGCACCGAGAGAUGGCGAGCCCUACAAGCCCAUGAAGUCGUCGCCCAUGUACGAGAAAUUAGUAAGGGACUCGACACCCAGUGGGGGGUUAGCUUUUCACACCGAAGAUAGUAGACGACCGGACAUCGAGUUCGUGCCGGUCGCCUACGACAAGCUACCCGACGGGUGUCUGGAGGAACUGGACAAGCAGAUGAAGCUCAUUGCGAAGGGCGAUCGAAGGAAGAGCCUGACGGGCGGCCAGCAAAGACAGCGGAGGAGGCCGAUGAACCGCCACGACCGCGCCAAGGCCAUGGAGCUGCGCGAGAAGAUGUUACGAGACGGCAAGAACACGCGCGCCGAGCAGGACGACUUGGACGACCGCUUCGAGCGCGCCUUUCGGAGAGCUUCCUUCGACGAUGAAAGUGAUGCUUCCGACGGCUCCGACGACUCGCUGUCGAGUGACGCGUCGGCGGAGACGCGGCGCAAGCACAAGCUCGCCAAGGAGCGGCGGCUGCGGGGCGAGGCGGGCAACGCGGCCGAGGGGUCGACGGCGGCUUUUGCGUUAGGUAAAAGCUGGGCGCGGCGGUUUUCUUCUAGAAAAUCGCAGGACGAGAAGGCCCGGAGCGGCGCCGCCGCCACGGCGGCGGACUCGGUCAACGUUUUUGCGGUGAAGCGCCUCGAGGCGUCGGCUCCGGCUCCGGCUCCUGCGCCCGCGCCGGCGCCGGGCGCAUCCGUCGAGGAGGGCGAGGCGGCGCCCUCGCCAGUAUCCAAGGGCACGACGAAGGGCAUGUUCUCGGCCCUGUCCAUGAAGGGCAAGUGGCGGGGCAUGGCCCUGAGCGCUCCGUUACCGGAGCCCGGCGGCGAGAAGCGAGGAGGCCUCCUGAAGCGACUGGGACGGCGCCUGACGCGGGGCUCGAAGGAGGAUGCCGAUGAUGAAGCGCCGGUGAUGAUGGAAAUCGUGGCCGGCGAGGUCUACGACGACUGCCUGCCGGCGUGCCGCGGCCUCGACGGGCGGCUCCACGUGCGGGGCCACCACGCGCUCUGCCCGCACUACCAGGAAAACUUCCCUCCGCCGGCGGCCGCGCCGGCACCCGCGCCCACGCCAGAAAUCCCGAAGCGGAAGCAGAUCGUCUUCGCUGAUGAUUUGACAAGCGACGAGGAGGACGCUUCCCCGGCGAAGGGCGGGGACCUCUGGAAGGAGUCGAUGUUCUAA
Molecule: messenger RNA, 5395 nt
Organism: Pelagomonas calceolata
Lineage: Eukaryota; Pelagophyceae; Pelagomonadales; Pelagomonadaceae
Source: the annotation of a GenBank genome assembly